CAGAGUGUAGGGUUUUCAUUAUUACAAUGGUUGGAGACGUUAUCAAGAAGUAGCCUAGUCGGUUUCCGGACAGUUUGAUUGGGAUGGGAUUCGGUGUUAAAAUAUAGCGUUCUCUCGUUUUCGCAAAAUGGCGUUCAUGUUUUGAUAGAUUGACAUUGCUCUCAGCCAAUGAUGCAUGAAUUGGCCUGUUUUUGCAGAAACGGUUGGCUUCUGAUGACAUCAUUCGGACAUCGGUUGUAGGCGGGUUCUGAGCUGUGAGGGGAGAGUGGCGCAACCGGAGAACUUGCAGAGCCAGGCGCCAUUAGGGCUGAGUCAAGAAACUGCAUUGAAAUGCAAGAUAAAUACGUGUACAAAGGUGGAAACGACACGAGUCGAUCCAGUUUCUGAACAACCCUCCAUCUCGACCAAUCAUAGCGCUCGUUGUUGGUUGGUCGCCCUCUGUCAAGGUGGAACGACAUUUUGAGAAAACAACACUGGGGGAAGAGAGAAAAAACGAUGUCUUCUUUAGGAAGGGCCAUGGGUGUCCUUAGGGCCGGGACGCAGCUUCUUACACGUGGACCUCAGAAAAUAGUAACCCGAAAAGCUGGUGGUGGUCCACACAUAGAGGCCCAGUACAGGCAAUUCCCACAACUCACCAAGAGCCAGACGUUCCAAGCAGAGCUCCUCAGCAGUGCCAUGUGGUUCUGGAUCCUGUGGCACUGCUGGCAUGACCCAGAUGCAGUAAUGGGUCACUUCCCGUGGCCUGAUGCAUCCGCAUGGACAGAUGAGGAACUGGGGAUCCCAGCUGAUGAGGAAUGAGGUGCCCUCUACCCCCAGACCUUGUGUGUGUGUGCCCGGUCGCUACCCAAGUCUACCUGGAGGUUAAGGGUGUCCCGAGAGGCUUUGCUGUACAUAGACAAAUAAAAUUCAAUUUACUCUAAAACAUA
Molecule: messenger RNA, 926 nt
Organism: Salmo salar (Atlantic salmon)
Lineage: Eukaryota; Metazoa; Chordata; Actinopteri; Salmoniformes; Salmonidae
Product: NADH dehydrogenase [ubiquinone] 1 beta subcomplex subunit 2, mitochondrial
Biological process (GO): mitochondrial respiratory chain complex I assembly
Cellular component (GO): mitochondrial inner membrane; respiratory chain complex I
Source: RefSeq, a predicted model, not a curated record